CAUAUAACUCCACCUAGGGAGUGUUCAUGUCUCCUCUCAGGGAAGACACUCGAAUUGCCUACUAUGCUGGAAGCUGGUACUCAGGCGAUCCCGAAAUUCUGAGGCAACAAUUGUCGAAAUGGAUAGAGGAUGCAGAGGCGCAAGAAAAUACUCGAACCGAAGGGGCCAAAGAGCAGCAGGGUCCUAUUAGAGCAAUCAUAGGACCCCAUGCUGGAUAUAUGUAUAGUGGGUCUACGGCGGCAUUUGGGUACUGCAAACUAUUGCAGAUGCAUUCUCAGAUCAAACGGAUCUUUUUGUUCGGUCCUAGUCAUCGAAAAUCAUUUCGAGGUUGUAUGCUACCUUCGGUGAUGGUGAACGCCUAUGAUACACCUUUUGGCCCAAUACCACUGGAUUCUGAGCUGAUCUCGCAUCUUGAAUCCUCUUUUCCUGAAUAUUUUAAACGCCUAAGUAAAUCGUCGGAACUACAUGAACAUUCUUUAGAAAUGCACCUGCCGUUCAUCUACUACUGCACAAAUCGCAAGGCACAUCCGGUGAUGCUCAUCCCAAUCAUGGUCGGGUCGCUUCCAAGUUCUCUGAGCUUGAAAUAUGGCCAAAUAUUUGCGCCCUAUUUUGAUAACGCAGAUAACUUUUUCGUGAUUUCGUCUGACUUUUGCCAUUGGGGCAAAUCGUUCGACUACACAUUCUACCGGAGCGAAGACGGACAGGAAAUAUACAAGUUCAUCGAGAAUCUGGAUCGACGUAGCUUCGAGGCAAUCGAAAAUCAAAACGACACCGAAUUUCGCAAUUAUCUGGAUCAAACCAAAAAUACCAUCUGUGGACGGUAUCCUAUUUCUAUCUUGCUCAAUACGCUUAAAUACGCCAAGAAUAAAUACAAUGUCAAAUUCAUUCAGUAUAAGCAAUCGAAAAAAUGCAUGAGUAAUGAAGAUACGUCUGUCAGCUAUGCUGUCUCGCUGGUUUCUGAUUGCCAAAGCCGUCAAGUUUGA
Messenger RNA from Schistocerca gregaria, 983 nucleotides. Its product is annotated as protein MEMO1 homolog. Bases 27 to 983 code for a protein of 318 amino acids. The record is from RefSeq and is a predicted model, not a curated record. Lineage: Eukaryota; Metazoa; Arthropoda; Insecta; Orthoptera; Acrididae. The transcript has 3 exons.